UCCGCGUAGCUUUAGUUUUCUCUAGGUCCAAGAUGAGCGAGACACCCGGUAGCUGCCCCGAAGCGUUGUCCUCUGAUACCGAUUCGUUCCUGUUGCACGUCAAUCCUGCGCUGAUUGAAUCGGCACUAACACCCAUCCCAUCCGGGCUAAUUCAACCCAACGUAUGGCCGCUGAUGGAGCACAAGAUAAAGAAGGGCCAAAACACGGACCUUACCGUGCGCAUCGACCAGCAACGUUUCCCUUGCCAUCUGCUCCCGCUGCAGUGUUUUAGCGGGUUCUUUGAACAGGAAGUGACCCCCGGUAAGGAGUUGAUCGAACUGCCCGGUGAAAAGGUGUCCCCGGCUGCCUUUCGCAUCAUCUACGAAUGGAUACUGGAUCCGAGGCGACGUCUUGAGGCUGCCCACUUUACGGCCGUUCUGGUGGCGGCCGAAUUUCUUCAAAUUCCCGCUCUGGUCGAACGCUGCUGGCAGCAUCUGGACAGCCCGCGAGUGAUUGAAGACGUGGCGUUCUACGUGUUUCUGCAGAGCAUUCCAUUCCGGUGCACCGAGGUGCGGACCAUGAUGUUGCGGCGUGUCUGUCGCUUUUUCCUGGUCCUCGUCAGCACGCCCGAGUUCUGCGAGAUGACGCUGGACGAUCUGUCGGUGCUGUUGUCCUCCAACAUUAUCGGCGUGUUUGACGAAACGGACGUUCUGUUUGCCGUGUGUCUGUGGUUGCUGUACGAUUGGUUCGAGCGGUCAGAGCUGGUGGACGAAACGAUGCAACUGGUCCGGUUCGAGGCGAUGCGAGCCGCAGAUCUGGGGCGGCUGUGCAUUUUCCGCGAGUGUGCCGAACUGCAACCGAUAUUGCGCCAUCCGACCACGAAACAGUUGGUGGACAAAGCGUUGGCCUCGGUGUGUGCCCGCGAGUUGAGCAGCGAAGGGGAUGUCGCCGGAUCACAGCAGACGGAUUUGCGUAUCCGGUUGCAGGCGGAUUCACCGGAAACGAAGGCGUUCGCUGCGGGAGAACGGUGUUUUGAGGGGUUCAACGAGUUCAUGGCGCUCAUCCGCUCCGAUCCUACCGUUUGGCAAACGUUUCGGGUGGCCGGAGGCAAUACGGGGCCCCUGCCGGAAGUGUUCGCCGGUAUGGAAGGUGGACAUUGAAGCCGAUCGGAACUGUAUGAAGCUUGCGUAAAUUCUUGUCGUUAGUGUAGGCCAAAUUCAAGGUGCAAAGUAUGAGUACGGGACUAUCU
Messenger RNA from Anopheles aquasalis, 1228 nucleotides. RefSeq lists its product as uncharacterized. The record is from RefSeq and is a predicted model, not a curated record. Lineage: Eukaryota; Metazoa; Arthropoda; Insecta; Diptera; Culicidae. Gene Ontology annotation, molecular function: protein binding.